AUGGAACUGAAUAGGGCAAACCCACCACCUACAUUCCCUAUCAGUUUAAACAAAUUUUAUUAUACCUCUCCGCUAUCCUGAAAAGAGCAUUCUCCAAAAAAAUGUACACUCCACUCAAUCCGACAUUCUAAUAUAACGACCCAGGUUCUUAAAAAGAGAUUCCCAAAAUACCCUUCAGAGUCUCCUGAAAAACAUAGGCUGUCUUAUAACUCCCAAUCAGUUUCUCCAAGGCGAAAUUAUAUGAAGCCAACUGAAGAAUUUUCUCACAAGCUUAGGAGCCCAAGCCCAAGAAUAAAAAUUCGAACUUUUUUCCCUGCGAAUUCUCCUCAAGGGAAGUAUUUGACAGAAAGAAUAUCUGACGGUUUUAGUGGAAGCCCUUAUGAAGCUGGAAAAGCCAAGACUUCCAAAGAAUAUCGCGACUCAAUUUUGAAAAGAAUCAAUGGAGAAUUCAAACCUGCUUAUUUCGGAAAAGGCAUUGAAGAGGCUCCUUAUGUGACUUCUUUUAAUAUUUUACAUGAUGAUUUAUAUGCUAUUUUCCUUUAAUUUAUCCUAAUUCUCCAUAUUUUCUUAAAUAUUGCCAAUAUUUGCUUCUUCAGCAUAA
Molecule: messenger RNA, 601 nt
Organism: Blepharisma stoltei
Lineage: Eukaryota; Ciliophora; Heterotrichea; Heterotrichida; Blepharismidae
Source: the annotation of a GenBank genome assembly